AAUAAUGCCUUCUUCCCCCUUUCUCUCUUCCUAUUCCCAUCUAUUGCCUUCCUUUUCCAUGGAUUCCUUCCUUCUCCCGUCCAGAUAAAAAACGACCGACACACCUCAUGUCCUUCCGGCACUUCCUACCAUCGCUCUGGUCUCCCACCACCUCCGCGCCAUCUCUAUCUUGAGCUCCCUUAGCGACUUCACCGCGAGGAGGAAGAGGAAGGAGAGAAGAGAGAUAAGAGGAGAGGAUGUCGGUGCUCGGGCGGUGCUUGGGGGAGAGGCGGGUGCGGCAGCUGCAUCGGGCGCUCCGCAAUGGGCGGCUGACCCUGCUCUGCCUCGUCAUGACCAUCGUCGUCCUCCGAGGUACCAUCGGCGCCGGUCGCUUCGGCACCCCGGAGCAGGACCUCCACGACAUCCGCCGCCUCCUCCACAGCCAUCCCCAUCACCCCCACCGCGCCCUCACUGAGCAGCAGCCGCAGCAUACCGAUUCCAACGGCGCCGAAGAGGAGGAGGAUCCGCCGCGCGAUCCGUCGAAGCCCUACUCCCUGGGCCCCAAGAUCUCCGAUUGGGACGAGCAGCGCGCCGACUGGCUCCGCCGCCACCCGGAGCGGCCGAACUUUCUGGGCUCCACUAAGCCGCGCGUCCUCCUGGUGACGGGAUCCUCCCCGAAGCCCUGCGAGAACCCUGUGGGCGACCACUACCUGCUCAAGUCCAUCAAGAACAAGAUCGACUACUGCCGCGUCCACGGCAUCGAGAUCUUCUACAACUUGGCCCUCCUCGACGCCGAGAUGGCGGGCUUCUGGGCCAAGCUGCCCCUGAUCCGCUCCCUCCUCCUCGCCCAUCCGGAGGUGGAGUUCCUGUGGUGGAUGGACAGCGACGCCAUGUUCACCGAUAUGGCCUUCGAGCUCCCCUGGGAACGCUACGCCCCCUUCAACCUCGUUUUGCACGGCUGGAACGAGAUGGUCUACGACGACCGCAACUGGAUCGGCCUCAACACCGGCAGCUUCCUCCUCCGCAACUGCCAGUGGUCGCUCGACCUCCUCGACGUCUGGGCGCCUAUGGGCCCCAAGGGCAAGACCCGUACCGAGGCGGGCAAGGUCCUCACCGCCUUCCUCAAGGACCGCCCCGUCUUCGAGGCCGACGACCAGUCCGCCAUGGUCUACCUCCUUGUCACCCAGCGUGACCGGUGGGGUGACAAGGUCUACCUCGAGAGCGCCUACUACCUCCACGGUUACUGGGGCAUCCUUGUUGACCGCUACGAGGAGAUGAUCGAGAACUACCACCCGGGCCUUGGCGACCACCGCUGGCCCCUCGUCACCCACUUCGUCGGCUGCAAGCCCUGCGGCAAGUUUGGGGAUUAUCCCGUGGAGCGCUGCCUCAAGCAGAUGGAUCGCGCUUUCAACUUUGGGGACAAUCAGAUCUUGCAGAUGUACGGGUUCACUCACAAGUCGCUCGCCAGCAGAAAGGUGAAGCGGAUCAGGAAUGAGACUAGUAACCCGCUGGAGCUGAAGGAUGAACUGGGGUUGCUGCAUCCGGCGUUCAAGGCCACCAAAGUCACUGGCACAGCAUCCUGAGUAACUUCUUUUUUCUUCUGUACCUCUUGUUCUUUUCUAGUUAAAUUUAGAGCUAUUGUCAUCAUGGGAGGCUUAAUUAUCUAAAGAUAUAUUUAUGUUGUAUUGGUGUUCAAUAUCAGAGAGUUCCUGACAUAUGAAUAUGCAUCAAGGAUAGGAAUAGUAAUCUUCUUUUAUUCCA
Molecule: messenger RNA, 1740 nt
Organism: Musa acuminata AAA Group (dessert banana)
Lineage: Eukaryota; Viridiplantae; Streptophyta; Magnoliopsida; Zingiberales; Musaceae
Product: probable xyloglucan 6-xylosyltransferase 1
Exons: 1
Coding region: 237-1562 (441 amino acids)
Biological process (GO): xyloglucan biosynthetic process
Cellular component (GO): membrane; endosome; trans-Golgi network
Molecular function (GO): xyloglucan 6-xylosyltransferase activity; hexosyltransferase activity; UDP-xylosyltransferase activity
Source: RefSeq, a predicted model, not a curated record